Eleginops maclovinus (Patagonian blennie) is the source of this 3252-nucleotide messenger RNA. It is a transcript of the gene supv3l1, whose product is annotated as SUV3-like helicase. Gene Ontology annotation, cellular component: mitochondrial degradosome. Gene Ontology annotation, biological process: RNA catabolic process; mitochondrial RNA 3'-end processing. Lineage: Eukaryota; Metazoa; Chordata; Actinopteri; Perciformes; Eleginopidae. Gene Ontology annotation, molecular function: RNA helicase activity; hydrolase activity, acting on acid anhydrides; ATP binding. The record is from RefSeq and is a predicted model, not a curated record. The transcript is spliced from 16 exons. The coding region runs from base 150 to 2495 and encodes 781 amino acids.
GUUGACCGUCCUCUUGCGCAGUGUGAAGUUGCCGGUGUUAAAUAAUUCUCAUCUUUACACAUGAGAAACACAAUGGAGCAGCAGUAGCACACAUUUUGUACGUAACCCGCAGAAGGUGCUAACAACCUGGGUUAAAGCGACUCGUAACGAUGUCAGCUAACCGGUGUUUGCACUUGUUUUCUCGGCUUCAGCGCCACAUUAUCCCACGGGCUGCCCGCUGUCAUGCGUCUUCUGGGUCUGUUUUGUUGCACAGACAACACCAGGAUGGCUCUGUGGUUUGCAGCAGAAAAGUUUCAUCAGACAGCUUUUCUUCAAAACCGCCAGACACCUCUCUGUUUGUCCCUGUCUCUCUGAAGGCUGACACCUCGGAAGAUGGGGGUGUGGGGGUGGAGCUGACACAGCCCCUCGAUAGAACUGAACUGCUGAAAGUUCUGAACCGGUUUUAUAAGAAGAAGGAAAUGCAGAAGCUGGCUGCAGACAAUGGCCUUGAUGCUCGUCUGUUCCACCAGGCCUUCAUAAGCUUCAGGAAGUAUGUUCUGGAAAUGCUGUCCCUUCCCGCCGAUCUGCACAUCAUUCUCAGUGACAUCUGCUCUGGAGCAGGUCAUGUAGAUGACAUCUAUCCAUACUUUAUGCGUCAUGCCAAGCAAAUCUUUCCUAUGCUGGACUGUAUGGACGACCUGAGGAAGAUCUCAGACCUCAGAGUUCCUGCCAACUGGUACCCUGAUGCUCGUGCCAUCCAGAGGAAAGUGAUUUUCCAUGCUGGUCCCACUAACAGCGGUAAAACCUACCAGGCCAUCCAGCGCUACCUGACUGCAAAGUCUGGAGUUUACUGCGGCCCCCUGAAACUACUGGCCCACGAGAUCUUUGAAAAGAGCAACAAUGAAGGUGUGCCUUGUGACCUGGUCACUGGAGAGGAAAGGAUCUUCAUGGACACAGAUGGUCGAGCAUCUGCUCACGUAGCCUGUACCAUUGAGAUGUGCAGUGUCACCACACCUUAUGAGGUUGCUGUAAUUGAUGAAAUUCAGAUGAUCAGAGAUCGUUCCAGAGGCUGGGCCUGGACCAGAGCACUGCUGGGUCUCUGUGCAGAAGAGAUCCAUGUGUGUGGGGAACCUGCAGCCAUAAACUUUAUCAGAGAGCUGAUGUUCACCACUGGAGAGGAGGUGGAGGUCAACACCUACAAUCGUUUAACUCCAUUCGAAAUCUUGGAUCAUGCUGUGGAGUCAUUAGACAACUUGAGUCCAGGAGACUGCAUUGUCUGCUUCAGUAAAAAUGACAUCUACUCCAUAAGCAGACAGAUUGAGGCCAGAGGACUGGAGUGUGCUGUCAUUUAUGGGAGCUUGCCUCCAGGCACCAAGCUGUCACAGGCCAGGAAGUUCAAUGACCCUGAUGACCCCUGCAAGAUACUGGUUGCUACAGAUGCUAUUGGCAUGGGCCUUAACCUGAGUAUAAAACGUAUCAUCUUCAACAGUCUAAUAAAGCCUAAUGUGAACGAGAAAGGGGAGAAACAGAUGGACACCAUCAGCACGUCUCAGGCCCUGCAGAUAUCUGGACGCGCAGGGAGAUACUCCUCCAAGUUUAAAGAGGGACAAGUUACCACCAUGCACAGAGACGACCUGCCUGUUCUGAAAGAAAUACUCAGCCAAGCUGUAGAGCCUAUAGAGACUGCAGGUCUGCAUCCUACAGCAGAGCAGAUAGAAAUGUUUGCGUAUCAUCUGCCUGAUGCUUCCCUGUCCAACCUCGUCGACAUUUUUGUCAGCCUGUCUCAGGUGGGCGGGAUGUAUUUUGUCUGCAACAUUGACGACUUCAAGUUCCUGGCUGAUAUGAUUCAGCACAUCCCACUAAACCUGAGGUCCCGCUACGUCUUCUGCACUGCUCCCAUCAACAAGAAACAACCUUUUGUUUGCACCUCCUUCCUAAAGUUUGCCCGUCAGUUCAGUCGGGACGAGCCGCUGACGUACAACUGGGUCUGUCGUCACGUCAGCUGGCCUCUGUCUCCACCCAAAAACAUAAAAGACCUCAUUCACCUGGAAGCUGUUCACGAUGUUUUCGAUCUGUACCUCUGGUUAAGCUACCGUUUCAUGGACAUGUUUCCAGACACAGCAAUGGUUCGGGAAUCCCAGCAGGAGCUUGAUGACAUCAUUCAACAGGGCGUCCGAAACAUCACCCGUCUCAUCCGAGCCACCGACUCCACCAUCACUGCCUCCCCGCAGACAACGGGCGGCAGGCGGGGACAAACAGGCGCUAGUAGUGGAAGUGCCAGCGCUGGUAAUGUGACCAAUAAAAGAGCUGAAAGGGGACAAAGAGGCUCUGGGGAAGAAGUGAUUGACAGCUCUCUGGCUAGUCGUCUGGUGAGAGACGGGCUGUUGACUCCUGAUUUGCUCCGGCAGCUGCAGAGGGAGUGGUCAAAAAAAACAAAACAGGAAUUCCCAAAUCGCAGCGCACUCAAUACAGAUCACAUUGAUAACAGCAGGGGGAAAACUAAGAGGAAGAAGUAGGGAAGAAAACAGACGUGACCCUUGCUGCUCCUAUGGAGAGGGAUAAUUGAUACGAGCCUUGGAUUAUAUCUGGAGUAUCAUUAAAAGCUAUAAAGCAUCAAAAUGUAGCUUGAACACAAGAGCGGUGUUCAAUCAUAGUAAGUUGGUCUGGACACCAGAAUAAUGGGUCAUUAAAGGUUUUUCUGACAUUUAUUGAGCUAAACGCUUUCAUUGUAUCUCCCUUUUCACUGAGAGAUUGAAAUACAUCACAGUGGAAGCUAAUUUAAAACUGUCUAAUUGCCCAACAAGAAACUUAACCUGCCACAUUUUAUUAUUUGGAUUUUGCGCAGAAGAAAUGUACCCGUUGUGAGAUGUCAUGUCCUUCCUGAGCUGUUGGCCAUCAACUAGAGAACUGACAACAUUGUUUACCACAAUGUUUUAAUGGAGAGUCACUUGGUGUCGUAAUGCUCUUUGAAAAGCAUUACGACAUUUGAAUAUGCACUGUGUGUGUUUGUGUGUGUGUUAUGCAGGUCUGCAAAUAGUUACUUUUGAUUUCAUUCUGUAUACUCAAAUGUUAACCCUCGGAACGGAGUGAGUAUGUAUGCAACCAAAUCGAGCGGUGAAACUAAUCUGAAAUAUAUCGCUGUCCCUGUAAAUAAUUUGAACCAACUGUAUUGAGUGCAGCCCUGUAAGUAUAUACAGAUAAAAUGCCAUAUUUUUUCUUGUUGGUAUAUUUAAGAUGAAAACAUUAGCCAAUUAAAAAUGUACUAUGUUUUAA